AUGCCCGAUCCGACCACCUGUAUCGGUAGAUGCAACACGGUAUCUGAUGUUAGCGACUCGGAUAAAUUCACCGAUAUAUAUACCUACCGCCUAUUUUGUCAGAAGGCCUGUGCAGCGGAUGACAACGAGAUCCGAGAUAUGCGAGGGUGUGAGGAAUUCUGCCUCAAACUAUGUUUCAAGGACAGUAUUGUUGAGGAUACCAACGCUAAUAUCAACUAUGUGGUGCUCGACAGAUCUCCGGGAUCACCAGGAAACUCAGCGAAGUGUAUGGAGAUAUGCACCGCUGGGUGCGG
Messenger RNA from Perkinsus marinus ATCC 50983, 293 nucleotides. RefSeq lists its product as hypothetical. The transcript is spliced from 3 exons. The annotation marks the transcript as partial. NCBI's taxonomy places the organism in Eukaryota, Perkinsozoa, Perkinsida, Perkinsidae. The record is from RefSeq and is a predicted model, not a curated record.